AUGGACACACGGGGCUCCCGGUUCUUAGACCCAUCGUCUGCGAUGGCAGCGAUUACCAGACACAAAGCGGAAGCAAUUAAAUUGGCACGAGAGCAAGGAACGGCUGUCAAAGAGAUGUGUCGACGUGCAAAAACAGAGAUACCGCCUUACGAGUUUGAAGAAUUGAUCGGCAAGGGUGCAUAUGGUCGUGUCUACAAAGGCAGAGGGAUACCAUCUGGUCAGCUGGUCGCCAUAAAAGUGUUGGACAUUGAUUCGCUCGACUACAAAUCUCUACGCGAUUUUAGAGAUGAGUCCAUCAAGGACUUCAUCCAUGAAACAAAAGUUAUGAAACAGGUGAAGGAUUCUGGGGCCAAGAACAUCAAUGAGCUUAUUGAAGCGAUCUCCAUCCACUCGCAACUUUGGCUGGUUUGUGAAUACUGCCCUGGUGGAAGUGUGCGGACAUUGAUGCGCGCGACUGGUGAUAAAUUAGAAGAGAAAUUUAUCAUUCCAAUUGCUCGAGAGCUCGUGAUUGGACUGAAUGCAAUUCAUAAUGCUGGCAUUAUUCAUCGUGAUAUCAAAGCGGCGAAUAUUCUGAUUCACGAGGAAGGCCGACUGGAGAUUUGUGACUUCGGUGUGGCCGGAGUCCUGCAGUCCCAGCGAGACAAGCGGUCAACAUGGAUUGGCACUCCUCAUUGGAUGCCACCUGAGAUGUUCUCAACCCGCGGCCAAGCCCAUCAGUAUGGCAGCGAAAUUGACGUAUGGGCGUUUGGCUGUACAUUGUUCGAGUUUGCCACUGGCAACCCACCCAAUGCUGGUCUUCGUGAGCGGAUGCAAAUUGGACGCCAACUGAACCGUAACACUCCCAAACUUGAUAGCGAGGAUUACAGCGAAGGCUUGAAGGACCUCAUUUCAUACGCACUUGACUCCAACCCGUCCACCCGUCCUUCUAUGGCGGAUAUUCUAGACCACCCCUACAUUGCGGGUACUGAGGAAGAAUACCCCACAUCAUCGGUGGGUGAGCUUGUCAGAAACUACUACCAAUGGUCUCAACGAGGAGGACAGCGUAUUUCCUUGUUCCACCCAGGUGGUGCCGCAGCUGCAGAACUUCCAGGCGCGGAAGAGUCAGAAGAUGAUUGGAACUUCAGCACAACAGACGGAUUUGAACGAAGAUUCUCCGUCAUUGACCUAGAUCAGUUAGCUGCUUCUUUGGCUGAAAUGGAGGAGGCAGUCAGCCCAACCACACCUACCGCAGAAUUUGACUUUAACGACGACCCAUUGGAAGGCGAAUUGAAGCCAGAAGAUAAGGCUAACUUCGAUGAACGGGUUCGCCGAGGAGCGGUUGCGAUGGAGGGGCUUUUUGACGAGCAAAAGCCAAGCUACAAAUACGAAACGAAAAAUGACUUCGUUCCAAUUGAGCCCCCUCAACCAUCGUCCGACCUACCCUUGCGUGCUGAUACAGAUCGGUCCUCUGUCACAUCCACAUUCCUCGAUAUUGAUAUCGGCUCCUUUGAUUCGUCUCACUAUGCAGCCGGCACACCUUCCGCACAGCCUUUUCAAUUAGCUGAUGCUGGCACAAUCCGGGCAAACCGAUCAAGUCUUCGUGGUAGUCGUAACUCCAAUGACAACAGUUCACAGUCCUCCGUCAGUGGUGAAGAGACGACUGAAAUGCAGGAAGAAGAGUUUCAACCUCAGUCCGGCCCGCGCCCUCCUACUAUGGAUUGGAAAUUCCCGGUGUUUGUGAAUCCGGAAGAAAAGGAGGAGGAGGAGGAGGAAGAAGAGGAAAAAGCGAAUAAGGAAGAGUCAGGUCCAGAAUCAUCAGCAGAACCCGCCCAAGACGAAACAUUCCAAGCUGAAAAGCGUGCCACCAUGGAAUGGACUUUUCCUGUCAUGUCCCCAGACGAAGUGUCAAACGAUAUUAAUACAGAUCGUUAUGAUACCCUCAAAGCACCAUUGCCCCCGCCUCAAUUGCCAACCGAAGAAUCCGACCUUUCUCGCCCCUCAACAUCCGCCUCCAACAUGUCGAGUGCAUCUGACUCCGAUUAUGAUCCUUUCCGUUUUGAUCGUCCAAUCACUCCCGAAGGACCAUCAUCCAAAUUCUCCAGUCGAGCUCAGUCAUUUGAUUCAACCCACAGCCCAAUAGGCCCCGAGUACCCUGACGACAUGUCUGUUUCUCUUGAUGGACCUGGUCCUGAUGAAGAGGAGCCCCAUCCUCUAUGGAAUGAGAACACUGAAGUCAUCGACCCCAACAACAUACCACCACUUGAACUUCACAUGCCUAGUAGCAAAGAUGCUGAAGAUGUCUCCACUCCCAUCUCCGAGCCUGGCUCACCCAUCUACGACGAUCCACCGACUAUUCGACGAGAUACCUUUUCUCGAGCCAGAGAUUUGCCAGGACCCACCGCAGGAAUGAUUCCAUUCCCAGUCCUUAUUCCACCGAGCGCGGAAAGCUUGAUGGAAGGCUCUGAUGAUGCUAUUGUGACCGCUGAGCUUGAAAGGCUUCUUGAUGACUUCCUUGCUGGUCUCUCUGCAACUGGACAGGCUCUCUCCAGAUACGCUGCGGAAAGACAGCCCCGCGAUGUUUGA
Messenger RNA from Penicillium verhagenii, 2562 nucleotides. RefSeq names its product putative serine/threonine protein kinase. Gene Ontology annotation, molecular function: ATP binding; protein kinase activity. The coding region runs from base 1 to 2562 and encodes 853 amino acids. The record is from RefSeq and is a predicted model, not a curated record. Lineage: Eukaryota; Fungi; Ascomycota; Eurotiomycetes; Eurotiales; Aspergillaceae. Gene Ontology annotation, biological process: protein phosphorylation. The transcript is spliced from 4 exons.